ACAUCGGUAAACCAUGAUGGCGGCCAUUCGAAAAUACGGGCUAGAAUAUUCCGACUUAAAAUCUUCUAUGGGAAAUGUUGCUUUUCUAUUGAAGGCGCUUACAUUGAAAAUUGAUGUACGUGAUGAAAAGCGUAUCCCCAUCAUCUUCUUCAUCCUGACGCCGGUGGCAGUUCUCUGCUAUCUCUACGUGUAUUUCGUCUCUAUGAUAUGGUUUGUCUUCUGUCGAUGUCCAGAGACGGGAGACUUGCUGGCGGCUCUCAUUGUGUUCUCAUUGGGCAUCGCCAGCGAAAUCAGUGCGGUCAAGUUUCUGUAUAUGCUUAUUUACAUCAAGGAUGUUCGCCAAAUCGUAUCCGAUUGUCUAUUGUGUGACUCCAAAGUGGUCCCUGGGUCCCGCUUCUCAGGCAACCUAUUGAAGACCCUCAGAGACGUGAAGAAGAGAGCUAUGUUGUUCUGGAUGGUUAUCAUCGGGAACGGCUUGAUGUAUAUCGCUAAACCCAUCCUCUUGCCGGGCAGACAUUUUAUGGACGACGUCUUGGUACUUUAUGGUUUGGAACCCAUGUUUGAGACGCCUAACUUCCAAAUCUCUUUCAUAAUGAUGGCGAUGUCAGACUGUUUAAUUUGCUAUCUCACCGCAAAUAUUUCGGCCUUUCUUAUCAUCAUAACAGGGUACGUUCAGGCUCAAAUGACCGCUUUAGCUGAAGAACUUAAGCAUGUAUGGGAUGAUGCUGAAGAAAAAUAUUUUCAAAAUAAAGAAGCUGUUGAUAUAUCCGAGACUGAUGACUCUAAAGACAAAAUCAUUAAUAUGUAUGUCAAAGAAAAUUUGAAGAAGAUAGGAAAGAGUCACGCGGUAAAUCUAGACCUACUUGGUCAAAUUGAAGGGACCUUCAAUGGAGCUAUAGCAAUAGAAUUCUGUCUCUUAAUCACUGCUCUAAUAGCAGAAUUGCUUGGAGGACUCGAAAAUACGUAUAUGGAGGUACCGUUUGCAUUAAUGCAAGUUGGCAUGGACUGUCUGACGGGGCAGAGAGUGAUCGACGCUAGUGUGAUGUUCGAGCAAGCCGUGUACGAUUGUAAAUGGGAGAGGUUUGAUAAGAAGAACAUGAAGUCCGUGAUGAUCAUGCUGUUGAAUUCCCAGCAGUCGAUGUCUGUGACCGCUGGUGGAGUCACUACACUGAACUACGUCAGCUUCAUGGCUAUCAUUAAGUCUAUUUAUUCUACUUACACCACUUUGAGGUCUACUAUGGAUUAAGAUGAAAGCGGUUCCGCUUUUUUUCUACUUAUAACUGUACCAUUCUUUCACAUGCUAAUUUAAAAUAUUUGUAAUGAUAACACUUGUUGUCACACAU
Trichoplusia ni (cabbage looper) is the source of this 1343-nucleotide messenger RNA. RefSeq lists its product as uncharacterized. Gene Ontology annotation, cellular component: plasma membrane. Gene Ontology annotation, biological process: detection of chemical stimulus involved in sensory perception of smell; sensory perception of smell. The coding region runs from base 14 to 1246 and encodes 410 amino acids. The transcript is spliced from 4 exons. Gene Ontology annotation, molecular function: olfactory receptor activity; odorant binding. The record is from RefSeq and is a predicted model, not a curated record. Lineage: Eukaryota; Metazoa; Arthropoda; Insecta; Lepidoptera; Noctuidae.